AGCGCCCGAUUCGCCACGAGGUAGCCCCGCCGCGGCUCCGGCUCCUCCUCCUCGUCCUCCUCCUCCUCCUGCUGCCCUUCCUCCCGCCGCCCCGGCUGCCCUCGGUCCCGGGCUCCUCGGUCUGGUUUGGGUGAGGGACCCCAGAGCGAAGGCCCCGACGUCUCAGCGCUCCCGCGUUCCCUAGGGCGGGACGGACUGACCCGCAGCGCCGCGCCGGGGAAGCGCCGAGAUGCCCAAGCAGGUAAAUGGCCAAAAAGAAGAUUCCGUCAUCCAGAAUGACUUCAGUGAAUCAUUUGAAGAAGAGGUUAGAGCUUUUCUCAGUGAUGAAGAGAAGCUGCAUCUUUUUGAUGACCUAACAAAAGUUAAUCCAGUGACAAUGACAACAGUUCUGAAAUGUCUUCAAGCAAGAUAUACUGUAAACUUGUUUUAUACAAAUGCUGGCUGCAGCCUGGUGGCUUUAAACCCAUUUCAGCCUAUCUCCUGCCUCUAUUCACCUGAGCUUAUGAGAGAGUACCAUGCUGCAGUUCGCCCCCAGGAUUUGAAACCUCACAUCUUUGCAGUGGCUGAACAAACCUACAGAAAUGUUCAAAGCCAGAUAGACCCCAUAAACCAGUCUAUAAUUGUUAGUGGAGAAAGUGGUGCUGGGAAGACCUGGACAUCUCGCUGCCUUAUGAAAUUUUAUGCUUCUGUUGCUGCUUCAGUUACCUCCCCAAAAGACAAUGAAACUGUGGAAAGGAUAGAGAAGAGAGUGUUGGAUUCCAACCCCGUCAUGGAAGCAUUUGGAAAUGCAUGUACCCUGAGGAAUAAUAACAGUAGCCGUUUUGGAAAAUAUAUCCAGCUUCAGUUAGACAGAUUCCACCAUCUGAGUAGUGCCUCCAUUCAGACUUUCCUUUUGGAGAAGACAAGAGUUGCCUAUCAGGCCCCCAAUGAGAGAAACUUUCAUAUUUUUUAUCAGAUCACAAAAGGUGCCACUGCAGAGGAGAGGCUGGAAUGGAACCUUCCAGAAGGGGCUGACUACCGCUGGCUGCCAAAUUCUGAAAGAAAUUUAGAUGAGGACUGCUUCGAGGUGACCAGGGAUGCAAUGUUUCACUUGGGCAUUGACCACUCCACGCAGAACAAUAUUUUCAAGGUAUUGUCAGGCCUUCUCCAUCUUGGGAAUAUCCAAUUUUCUAAUCCACUGGAUGAAUCUCAGCCUUGUGAACUAGAUGACAAAAUCAAAGAUUUUGUGAAGAUCACUGGAGACUUGUUGAAGAUACCAGUUGAGGAGCUACUGGAAUCGUUACGAAUUCGAACAAUAACUGCUGGAAAGCAACAGCAAGUCUUUAAGAAGCCAUGCUCUAGAGCAGAAUGUGAGACUAGGAGAGACUGCCUCGCCAAAGUGAUCUACGCUAAAUUGUUUGAAUGGCUUGUUUUGGUCAUAAAUGAAAGCAUUUAUGCAGAUACGUCAGCAUGGACCAGCUUCAUAGGUUUGUUGGAUGUUUACGGUUUUGAAGCCUUUCCUGAAAACAACUUGGAACAGCUUUGUAUUAACUAUGCCAAUGAGAAACUGCAGCAGCACUUUGUAGCACACUAUCUGAAAGCACAACAGGAAGAAUAUGCAGCUGAAGGUCUACAGUGGUCUUUCAUAAACUACCAGGACAACCAGAACUGCCUUGAUCUGAUCGAGGGCAAUCCUCUCAGCAUUUUUUCUUUGCUGAAUGAGGAAUGCCGUUUGAAUAGAUCCUCUAACCCUGACCUGUUUCAAACUCGGAUUGAGAAAGCCUUGUCUGAUAAUCAAUGUUUAAGUCGAGACAAAUUUAGCAAGAAGCCUAACUUCAUUAUUUCACAUUAUGCUGGCAAAGUCUGCUAUCAGCUGGAAGCAAUGGUGGAAAAAAACAAGGACCCCAUUCCACCAGAACUCAUCCAUGUUUUGCAGAAUUCUAAGGACCCUUUGCUCCAAAAAUUAUUUCCUGUGACAGAAAGGAACCAAAAUAAUGUCAGAACCCAGAAUAGAGCAGCUGUUGUUACAGUGGUGUCAAAGUUCAAGGGUUCACUUGAAAAUCUCAUGCAAAUCUUGAAUAGCACCAAACCGCAUUAUAUCCGAUGCAUCAAGCCUAAUGCUGACUGCAAGGCACUGACUUUUAAAAGAGAAGAGGUUCUCAGCCAGCUUCAGGCAUGUGGAAUAGUUGAAGCCAUCACCAUCAGCGCAGCAGGCUUCCCUAUUAGGAUCUCUUUUGAAAGUUUCACUGAACGCUAUGAAAUACUGAGAAGAUCACAUGGGUACAAUAAAAACAGCAUGUGUGAUAAAAGCAACUAUCACAUUGCCAAGAAAAAAGGCAAGACUGCAGUGAUAGAUGAUGACAAAGCAUCAUGUUCUGUCAUUUUUGAGAUACUUCAGAAUGCUGUUACAGGACAAACUGCUGCUGAGCCAACUGGGAAGAGAUCAGAUAACACUUCAGUGUACUGCGGCAAAACCAAAGUAUUUAUGGCUAAUUCUGUGCUAGAGCAACUUGAAGCUAAACGAGCAGAGGUGCUAAACGAGAAAGCAUUUUGCAUUCAGUGUUGCUGGAGAAGAUUUAAACAGAAGAAACUUGAGAAGGAGAGAAGGUCUGCAACCCUCAUCCAAGCAGCUAUUCGUUCCUGGUUAGCCAAGAAUCGCUUCCAAAGGAUGCGCAGGGCUGCUAAUGUUAUUAAGCAUUGCUGGAGGAAAUGGAAAGCAGAAAUGGCUGCUUUGGCAGCAGCAGAAUUGGAUGAAGGUGAAGAAAAGCCACCGUUCUCAGUUCCUGGCACUACAACAAUGUCGGCCAAAUCACCUUGCUCUUUGGAAACAACUUGGCCUCUACGUGCAGUAAUUCAGUUCUGGCCUCUUGGCCUCGUCCUGGCUGCUGCGCCUGUUACCGUAGCGGGACUCCGGAGAGACAUGUCCCUGCUGGCAUGCUUGAAAGUACUUCAGGAGAACGACUGCUACAAGACAGAAAGCAGUUUCCUUGGCUGUGGCAUUACUUCCAUUAGAGCUCUCCCACAGGGCUCUGUCAAGUUUCACUGUAAGAAGUCUCCCCUGCAUUACGCAAAUGUCAGCCCCCAUACAGCUGCCUAUUCUAUCACUGGAUUUAACCAGAUUUUAUUGGACAGAAAAGGACUCCUUCCAACCUAAGUUCUGGCCAUCUGCACAUACCGAACCUUUUCAUUCAGGGAAGGACUGCUGCAGGCUGCUGCUUUCAAAUUACUCAACGUCCGUAUCUGCUGCUACCUCAGAGCUUUCUAUAGCAAUGCAUUGUACAUAUAAUAUGCUACAAAUUUAGAAUGCAUGGGGAUACUCCUCCUCCCACACACGCACAUAUUAGAGGAAACAGCACUACGAGAACACUCAACAUAAUUAAACUAGAUCAAGUGCUUUAAGCAGUAUAUACUUGAACAGAAAUCUGGCACUACAGGGGCAGAGCAAGAGGCUGGUAAUGAGAUGGCAAAAAGGCAAACCUUUCUGAUGUGUGCUGGAUUCUCACUGAGAGGCACAGCUAGUCAGACUGAUCGCAAACAUUCCGUAACCUGUGACUGAGGAAGCAGCAGUCAGCUGUAACACUAAAGGCAGAUGUCUCAGGGAAAAGCAACGCUGGACUGUUGCUUUUUAUCUACAGGACCAAAAUAUGUGUGAUCUCACAAGUGCCAUGUAUUCUAGCACUACCUAGCCAUAGCUGAGGGGCCAGAGUUCUCCUUAGGGGUGCCCAUACCAUCUUUUUGUUGCGUACAUGGGUCUUGAAAACAUCCAGCUCUUCUGUGUAGGCCACUUUUAAAUAAAACUCUUAAGUAUCUUGUGAAGGUGUCUGACCAUCCGUAACAAAAGUAACAAAAACCAUUUCAGAACAGUUUGUGGAUUAAGAGAAAUGCUGACAUAUUUAAUUAUAAUUGUAUUGGGAAGCAGCGCUUCCCAUGGUUGACAGGAUUUGUGUACCAAAAGAUUGCAAGUCCACAUAAUAUCAAAUUUACUUCCUAGUAUCUAGAAAACUGUCCAAUGCUGUAUCACUGUUUAUCAACUCUAAAUUAAAAAUUUGAGUCCUGACAUCCAUGAGUGAAGUGUGACCAAACCCAGAGGAAAUACCCAGAAUGGUGCACCAGAGUAGCAGAGGGGUGCAGUAAGAUCUCUUCUGUCGGAG
This is a messenger RNA of Oxyura jamaicensis (ruddy duck), 4130 nucleotides long. It is a transcript of the gene MYO19, whose product is annotated as myosin XIX. Gene Ontology annotation, molecular function: microfilament motor activity; actin filament binding; ATP binding. Gene Ontology annotation, cellular component: cytoplasm; actin cytoskeleton; vesicle. Bases 230 to 3133 code for a protein of 967 amino acids. Lineage: Eukaryota; Metazoa; Chordata; Aves; Anseriformes; Anatidae. Gene Ontology annotation, biological process: actin filament organization; vesicle transport along actin filament. The record is from RefSeq and is a predicted model, not a curated record. The transcript is spliced from 25 exons.